Molecule: messenger RNA, 1679 nt
Organism: Darwinula stevensoni
Lineage: Eukaryota; Metazoa; Arthropoda; Ostracoda; Podocopida; Darwinulidae
Source: the annotation of a GenBank genome assembly
CCCGAUGCGAUCGCCUCGCGAGGGAGUUGCGUCAUCGCGAUCCCUUUCACCGAAUGCAGACGCACGAAAGCGGAGCCUCCUGUUUACAUCUCGGUGUCCGAACGCGAUCGAGACUGACGCUUCGCGAUGGGAUCGUCCUACGAGCUUCCCCCUGCGUGACGGCAGGAGACGCGAUCGACUCGGCGACGUGGGAUGAUGGCUUCCAUUCCGCGGAAUCGAAUGACCUCUCGGUCGUCCGUGCCUAAGGGAAGGAUCGAACUUCAUUGUCACCUGGAAGGAGCCAUAAGGCACACCACCAUAUGGGAGCUUCUCAAGACGAAGAGAUUAGCGCUGCCUGGGAAUGGAUCCUUGGAAGCCCUCAUCGACGCAUUGACCAUACACCAGCCGAAGGACCUGAAUCAUCUUCUCUCCAAGUUCUCCAUCUUCAUGCCCGCCGUUACAGACGAUGUGGACGCAAUCGAAAGGAUGGCAUUUGAAUUCGUGGAGGACGAGGCCAGGCAAGGGGUUUGCUAUUGUGAGGUCCGCUAUUGCCCUUUCCUCCUCUUGCAGAAGCACAGCAACGAUCAUCUCCUCAAGCUCGAUCCGGGUUUCGUCCCCGAACACAACGAGAUCCGGCUGGAGGGACAGGACAAAUACCCGACGGUUCGAGACGUGGUGAGAGCCGUGAAUCGGGGUUUCCAGCGCGGAGAGGAGGAGACCGGCGUGAAGGCACGCUCCAUCCUCGCCUGCAUCAGGGGAAUGCCUGAGUGGUCGCGUGACAUCCUGGAGCUGUGCGAAGAGUUUUCCCAUAGCGUGGUGGGAAUCGACAUCGCCGGAGACGAAGUCGGGAAAACCUCGAAGGGCAAAACCGAAGAAGAGGCCAUGUUGGACGAGGAAGACGUUUGGGCCUUUCAACAGGCGAAGCAGAAGGGAAUCCAUCGGACCGUCCAUGCUGGCGAAGUCGGGCCUCCUCAAAUGGUUCAGAAGUACGAAUAUCGUAAUAUAAAGAAGAGUCUUUCUGUUGGUGAGGCGCUGGACGUGCUCCACGCCGAGAGGAUCGGGCACGGGUACAACGUGUUGAAGGAUUCGAAGAUCUACCAGAAAUGUCUUCUGAGUGGGGUGCAUUUCGAGACCUGCCCUCAUUCGUCGUGCCUCACGGGCGCCGUUCCCCUCGCUACGGCCAAGCACCCCAUCGUCAGGUUCGCCGAGGACGGUGCGAAUUUCUCCAUCAGCCGCGAUGACCCGACGGUGACGAUGGCAAGUCUUCAGGAAGAAUAUGACCUUCUGGUCGACUGGGGCCUCACCGAGGCUCAUCUCGCCCGAGCCAAUUUCAAUGCAGCCAUGGCAAGUUUUCUCCCCGUGAAGGAGAAGAAGGCCCUGAUGGAGAAGCUAAAAGGUAUUUAUGGCGUGCCGGAUUCGGAGAGCCUGAGUCGAAUGGAUUGGAUACCCACGAAUCAACCAUCCGUCAAAUUCGGCACAUGGGACGAUAGAUGAACUGAAAGGAGGGGGGGGGGAGGCCUUAUCGUCUCACGGCGAUAAGGCCUGACCAUUAUUUCUUAUGCGCUCCAUGUACUAAUUUCAUUAUAUGAGUUUUAGGAAAGAAUGUUAUUAGCGUCUUUCGUGAAAACUUCCGGGUACGGCACCUUUAAAUAUUAAUACGCUGUUACUCCUCUCGCAAGGCUUUCUCAAUAAAUGCCGUC